AUGUCGUUUCCUCCAGCGACGCCGGUGCGCCCCGUGCCGGGCGCAUUCGUAAACACGCCGGCCGUUGUCGCGCGCUACCAGACGACUCACGACCCCGUCCGCCGGACGCUGUUCACCUCUGAGGGCCAGAACGCUCAGACUUCUGCAGCCACCACAACAGCCACCCAUGGCACGGUAUCGACGGGCACGACAGCGGUGGCGACGACGGCAACUACAGAGGGUGGAGGGCUGGCUUCUCUGACUCCAUUGCCGCCCCCACGCGUCGAAAACAUUCCGCCCGUCCUCAAGGCCGCAAAGGCCAUCAACUCUUUCUUGCAACUCGACGAGAGCUUUCCCGACCUGGAUUCCUACUGUAGACAGGGGGCAUCAUCCGACUAUGAGCUGCCAGGCUCCGACUCUGCCUGGGCUCCCUUCCAGAAGACCAACAUGUACCCGAUCCCGAACCAGGUCUUCGAUCACUACAACUCUGGCCAGCUCCAAACCCUCAUGGGCCUCUUUGCUGAAAUCAACCACGCCUGGGUGGUAAUUGAUAAUUCGCUCUUCCUCUGGGACUAUACCCAUUCCGACCCCGAGCUUAUUGGCUUUGAAGACCAACCACACACAAUCCACGCUGUUGCGCUCGUGCCCCCGAAGCCAGGCAUCUUUGUCGGCACAAUCACACAUAUCCUGGUCGUGGCGACAUCAUCAGAGAUGAUCUUGCUUGGUGUGUCUGCCUCAGAUACCUCUGCCGGAACAAAGACGGUUACUCUGUACCAGACUAAGAUGGUCUUGCCCAUCCGUGGCAACGACAUUCGCGUCAUUAGUGGCUCUGCGGAUGGUCGCAUCUUCUUUGGUGGAUGCAGUGAUGUCGAUAUCAACGAGCUUUACUACCAAUCUGAGGAAAAGUGGUUUUCGAAUCGGUGUGGUAAGAUCAACCAUUCGAACCCUGGCUGGUCCUCCGUCGUGAGCAUGCAGGCUGGCUUUUGGUCUCAGAGGGAUCCCGAGCACCUGGUGGACAUUGUCAUUGACGACACGAGGAAGUUGGUUUACACUCUUUCAAGCACAUCGACUAUUCGAACCUAUCACAUGGAGUCCCCCGAACGGCUAAAUAAGGUGAUCGAAAAGACAAAGAUUCACUGUCUUCGAGAUAUUGCACACAUGAUUACACAGUCCAAGCUUUUGACCGAUCGAACCAACCUUGUUUCCAUCAGCCCCAUCUCUAAGCAAGAGGCCUCGAAACUGCACCUCAUGGCCCUGACAGACACUGGCUGCCGUCUCUUCUUCAGUGCGACUAAUGCGUCUUCCUACCUAUACGGAUCCCAAACAAACUUGGCACCUCAGAGCAUGCAGGUUCAGUUCAUCAAAUUCCCUCCUUCAGCAGUUGCCCGGCGAUCAACUCAGUUUGGAUUGAACGGUCAGCCUUCAGGAGAAGCCGUGGUUGAUCUCGAUUCAACUAUGUUGAUCUCAAGCAGGCAGGGCGCCCGAUUCCCCCCCGGAUUCUUCUUGGACUUUGUAAGCAACAAGGACGACCCUAAUUCCGACUCGCUCUUUGUGGCUGGCCCCGAGGCUGGAAGAAUAAAACGAACUUCACCUACGACCCCCCUGAGAUAUUUUGAGCAGGCGAGCUGGAUUGAUAUUGGCAGCCGAGCGGAGGCCGUUGGUUUAAUCACGAAGCCAUUUGCGGCCGCUAGCCAGCCAAUAGGAUUUGGCAACGAACUAGCUGUCCAAUUCGACGAACCACCCAGUGAAUUCGCUGUCCUUACCAACACGGGAAUUCAUGUCAUCCGGAGACGGAGACUAGUGGAUACUUUUGCGGCCGCUAUUCGAGAUGCGCCGGGAGAUGAGGCAUUGGAUCUUAUGUGCCGCCGUCUUAUUUUCCUCUAUGGCCGUGUCGAGACGGUUUCGACAGCGUUGGCUGUGGCCUGUGGUCAUGGAGGUGACUCUAGACCAGGCUCUGUCAAGGCGAAAGACCAGGUUACGGAAGACCGGGCGAGAGCCCUGUUCGUCGACUUUGGUGGCCAGCCUACCAUAGUGGAGACAGAUUCAUCAUCGCUCACAACAGAUUCGGUUAAGCUAUCAUCCCGGCAUGAUGCAUUGGCGCUGUACUUGUCAAGAUUGAUUAGGAAGCUUUGGAAAGCUACCGUCAUCAAAUCCAACGUUGCCUCUAACGGAACGAUUUCCGUGUCAUCGUCGAUUCCUCUGCCUAAGCUCAUCGCUACUCAAGAGAACCUUGAACGGCUAAGGAAAUUCAUCGAGUCUAACAAGGGCCUCAUUCAGGGGAUGUCUGGCCCUUCUGACUUGCAGAGAGUUUCUAGUAGACAGGAGGAGGUGGCAUUGCAGGCAGAACAUCAGGCGUUACAUGCCCUGCAAAAACUAAUGGAGAGCAUCUCAGAGGGCAUUUCAUUUGUCCUCAUGCUGUUCGACGAGCGUGUGUCAGACAUCUAUGCUAGACUGGAUGAUGCUUCUCGGCAGCAACUCAAGGAUCUGACGUAUGAGAAGCUCUUCUCACAGGCGGACGGCAAGGAUCUCGCCAAGCUACUAGUCAAAGCUAUCGUUAACCGCAACAUUGAGAGUGGCUCAAAUGUCGAGACGGUCGCAGACGCGCUAAGGCGGAGGUGCGGUAGCUUCUGCAGCCCAGAUGAUGUGGUCAUCUUCAAGGCUCAAGAGUCACUCAAGAGAGCCUCCGAGCAACCCCUCAACACCAAUCAGUCCAGGGUCCUCCUCAACGAGAGCUUGACCCUCUUCCAGAAGGUGGCUCGCAGCCUGACGUAUAACAACCUGCAAACCGCCAUAGCGCAGUACAUUGAUUUGAAGUAUUACGCAGGCGCAGUCCAGCUGUGUCUCUAUGUUGCCCGGGAGCAGGACAGGGGCAAUACCGCCCUAAUGUGGAUCAAUGACGGCAAGCCUACGGUUGAUCCUCGUAUCAGCGCUUUCAACGAGAGGAGGAAAGUCUACGACCUUGUGCACGAGGUGCUGCGACAUCUGGACGCCGCCUCGAGCAUGGAACCACUUAUGGUUGACGGGCGACCAACGCUCAUUGCAACCAAGAGAAAUGAGGCGUACGAGGUGGUCAAUGGGUCGGAUGACGAAGUGUUCCACUUCGACUUGUACGAGUGGUACAUUGAGCAGGGAUGGACCGAACGGAUACUGGGCAUCGACUCUCCGCACGUUAUAACUUUCCUGCAGCGGCUGGCAGGCACCAACGUGGAGCACGCCGACCUCCUAUGCCGCUUCUACACCAAUCGAAGCCGCUUCUUUGAUGCAGCCGAAGUGCAGGCUGAGCUGGCCGGCUCCGACUUUGCGCUCAGCAUCAAGGACAGACUCAGGCUUCUCAGUUUGGCAAAGGCCAACGCCAACGUGGCGACCGUCGGAAUCAGCCGACAGCAACAACAGAGACUGAACCACGAGGUGACAGAUCUGCUCGAGGUGGCCAACAUCCAAGACGACCUGCUGGGUCGCUUGAUGGCAGACGACAGAAUCGAUGCGGAUCGAAAGGUUGAGAUUGAAAAGGCUCUCAAUAGUAGGAUCAUUAGCCUUUCAGAGCUCUUCAACGAUUAUGCCGAUCAGGCAGGAUACUACGAUCUGUGCCUGCUGAUCUACCACACGGCAAACUACCGCAACCCUACCACCAUCUCGUCGACCUGGGAUAACUUGAUCCAGCAGACUCAUGACGAAGUCAUGGCAAGACACGAGGCCGCGGAGGCGGGCAUGCAGCCACCCCCCUUGCCGUACGAGGCCGUGACGAGCAAGAUUCAAAACAUUGCUCACCACACGUCGCUCGAUAGCUUCGUGUUCCCAAUCCAGACGCUUCUUCCGCAGCUAUGCCGGUAUGCCGUCGCCUACCAGCAAGACACGACGAUUGGCGCCGAUCCUACGUGGCCAGUGCAGCUAUUCUUGUCUCUGGGUGUGUCCCAUGAUAUGAUAGUCCGUGUGCUCGAGAGCAUAUUUGAUACGCAGGACUAUGGCUUUAGCGGCAUGGUGCGCAACCGUAUCGUCGAGAUCAUCGUCUACGUAGUCAAUGAUUGGGUGGCUGAAGUACGGCGACGUGGCGGCGCAGGUAAGGGAGGCUCGCUUGGCCCUUCUAUCAGCGACCUCCUGCAACGUUGCGAGGCUGCUUUGCCAGGGCCCGGCCAGGGCAACAACAACGGCGGCGCAGACCUGGCGGAUGUACGACGAGUGCUGAGGAUGCUGCGGAGAGAGGUGGCCGGGCUAGUGGAGCGGGUGCCAACAGCGAGCAUGAGAUUUAUGUGA
This is a messenger RNA of Trichoderma virens Gv29-8, 4230 nucleotides long. RefSeq lists its product as uncharacterized. Lineage: Eukaryota; Fungi; Ascomycota; Sordariomycetes; Hypocreales; Hypocreaceae. The record is from RefSeq and is a predicted model, not a curated record. Gene Ontology annotation, cellular component: nuclear pore; nuclear pore inner ring. Gene Ontology annotation, molecular function: structural constituent of nuclear pore. Bases 1 to 4230 code for a protein of 1409 amino acids. Gene Ontology annotation, biological process: protein localization to nuclear inner membrane; protein import into nucleus; RNA export from nucleus. The transcript is spliced from 3 exons.